Molecule: messenger RNA, 2614 nt
Organism: Solenopsis invicta (red fire ant)
Lineage: Eukaryota; Metazoa; Arthropoda; Insecta; Hymenoptera; Formicidae
Exons: 4
Coding region: 71-952 (293 amino acids)
Molecular function (GO): sequence-specific DNA binding
Source: RefSeq, a predicted model, not a curated record
CCAAAUGGAACUAUUAAGCAAUAUCUGUCGGUAAAAUGGUUGAUAAAUCUCGCAUGGUACAUACUGGUUCAUGCUUUGUUUUCGUUACAUGUGCAACCAUGUGCAACGCAGAACGUGCGCGGAUCUAUAUUUCAAUAUAUUUCAAAAGUAUUCAGCAGUGUUCAGCAGUGGUCAGCAGUGUUCAACAGUGUUCAGAUUUUGUCCGGAAAGAAGAGAAAGAAGUAGUUUAGAGGCCUACCCGUACAAUCUAUUGAUAAGAAAUAUGAGAAAUUGUUGCGUCUCUGGAUGUUCUUCGGGCUACAAAGCUCCUCGUCAUGAGUUUCCAAAGAAUGCCGAACGGCGAAAAAAAUGGUUCGAGAUUCUGCAUAUGGAACCAUUAGAAAACGAAAAAGAAAUAAAAAAGUUGAGAGUAUGCUAUAGACAUUUUUGUGACAACGAUUUUAGCGGAUCUGGAACAAAAAGAAUAUUAUUACAGUUUGCUGUCCCAUCUGUAAAUAUUCCAUUUGUAAAUGUGCCGCAACAUAUAGCAGAAUCAGUUGAAAAUUUAGAUUACAGUGAACAUGUAGCACAACAACAAGAACAAGAAGUAUUAAACGAACAAAGUACAAUUUCACAAGAAAAACAUGAAGAAUUGGUUACAAAUAGCGAGACACAAUUACAACAGAUGCAAGAAAUAUUAAUACAGCAACAAGCAAUAUUAACACAGCAACAAGAAACAUUAAUGCAGCAACAAGAAAAAAUUUUUAAUAUUGAAGAAACAUUGAAAGUUCAAGCUAAAGCGCGACCCAAUCUUGAAGAAGUUACUCGAAAAAUCUUAUUAAGUCCUAAAGCUAGGAAGUUAUAUGAUAGAAUUGUUAAAAUGAAAAAAAUUAAAAGACAGCAAAAGAGACGUUUUAAGACUACAAAACAAAACAAGUCACAAAUAAUACAACUAAGUACAAGUAAUUUAUAAAGGGAAUGUUGAUGCAACAACACAUGUGCGGCAGAAUUUUGUAAAUAUGAUUAUAAGAAAUAAUCAUGUAGCACCACAGGUACAUCAUUCCUAAAUCCAAAUUUUAAUAUCCAUUUCUAAAUUUUUAUGAAAUUUUUAAAAUUGAAUAUAUUUAUCUACUUAAUUUUAAAUUGUAUAUACAGUACAACCUCCUUAACUUUAGCCCUUUAUAAUCUUUGCAUUUCUUUACACGUAUUUUUACAAAUACUAACAUCACAAAUACUCACAUCCCUUCCUUUUAUAGAACACCCUCACCACAGCACAAGUCUACCAAUCACCGUGUACUUUAUUCGCUUAAGUACAAGGUGAUUCGUAAACUCGGGCUGUGGUGAGAGUAUUCUAUAACUUUGGUGUUCCGCUUUUAUCGCCCCAUAGAGCCAAAGUUAAGGAGACUAUACUGUAUUUAUUUUUCUCAAUUUUUGUAAAUUUUAUUGUUCUAACUUUAUUUAUAGAUGAGACGUUUUACGCUGAAAGAAAAGAUGUUUUGUAUAAGAUUAUACCGUAGAUCUCGUUCAUCCUACUCCUUUCUGUCCAAAUACUUGCUGUGUUCUUCUAUAACUACUUUAAAUAAGCAAUUACAACGUAUUCCUUUCAAUGCAGGGUGCAAUAUGAUUACGUUUAAAUAUUUGAAGUUAGUUGCAAAGGAAGUAGAUUCCAGAGAUUUAAACGUAGUUUUACUGUGGGAUGAAAUGUCAUUAAAACCUGCCGUACAUUAUGAUAAAAAAAGAGAUAUAAUAAUUGGAUUUGAAGAUUGGGGAAUGCGCAGAAAAAGAAACUUUGCCGAUCACGCAAUCUUAUUUUAUAUUCGAUGCCUUGCAUCGGGGAAUCACAUGGCUCUUGGAUACGGGUUUUGUGAAAGCGCAACUCGAAGUAUUCAACUAGUACAGUGCAUUAAACAAUGGCUGAAUAUGAUAGUAAAAUGCGGUUUUAAACUUGUUGCUACUGUCUGCGAUCAAGGAGGACCAAAUGUUGCAGCCAUAAAUAUGUUAAUAAAAGAGGCAAAUGAAAAACGAAUAAAGCAACAUAAGAUUCCUGAAAAUACAUUUAUCGUAGCCAAUUGUGAAGUUGUACCUUUGUACGAUUAUGUACACUUACAAAAAGGUGUACGCAAUAAUUUGCUAACAAAAGAUUUGGUUGUUGAUAAAUUUAAAAAAGAGUCUGAGAGACAAUUCGCCUCAUGGAACGACAUUAUUACUGUAUAUGAAAUAGAUAAAUAUUCUUUCUUAAAACAGCGUCAAAUGCCAAAAUUGACCAAUAAACACAUUUUUCCAAAUUGUAUUCCCAAAAUGAGAGUAAAAUAUGCGACACAAGUAAUUAGCCAUACAGUAGCAAAUUUCAUUGAUGUCAUUCUGACAUGGAAUCAAGGUCUUGUAGAUACUUCUAAAGGACAAAUAGUCUUGUCGCCCAAUGCUGCAAUAACAGCAGACACAUUACUAUUUUUUGACGAUUUAUUUGACUCUUUCAACAGAAAAGAACGUAAAUCAUUAUCAAGUAUAAUAAGCUCAUCUAGUAAUCACAUAGCAUUUGUUUUUUCAGUCAUAACACAGCCCUACAUUGAACAAGAUUUAGUAAUAUCACGUAUUAUUAAAAUUGAAAUUAAUAUUAACUCCCCCCCCCCGUCCU